Molecule: messenger RNA, 528 nt
Organism: Quercus lobata
Lineage: Eukaryota; Viridiplantae; Streptophyta; Magnoliopsida; Fagales; Fagaceae
Exons: 3
Coding region: 175-528 (117 amino acids)
Source: RefSeq, a predicted model, not a curated record
AUGUAACGCCUUUCUUAUCCAUCGUGACGUGUAUUCGACCAGCCGUUACAUUUAAAUGUCUCUCAUUUCUAUGCAUUUUUUGCAUAGCCCCCAUAUUUUGAUUUAUACUUCAUUGAGGAUUAGAAUGAUUUUUUUUUUUUUUUUUUUGGAGUAAAAGAGGAUUAGAAUGAAUCAAUGUCUAGUAUUAGAGAAGGAAACCAGCACAAGAAGGUAGCAGUACAGCCUAAGGCUGUUUCAUGGCAGGAGAAGAAAAGCCUUGCAGAUAAUGAAGAAAAAGUCCUGCAAAAAGAAAUAGAAGAUCUUAGAUUAUGGGUUGAAAUGAUGGAUACCAUGAAGGAUGAGCAGUUAAAGGAAUAUUUAUAUAACAGACCUAACGAACUAAAGACUGUGAAGAUCCAAAAAAGCAAGCCUAGGCAAAGAGUCCAAAGAGUUGAGAAAUCUUCGACUUCUGAUGGUAUAUUGGCUUCUGUAUGGAAAUUCCAUAAAGAAGAGGAUGAAGAUUUGAAAAGUAGGUCUAAUAUUGUUUAA